UUUUUUUUAAACACGGAAGGUUAUGUAAUGCAGUGCCAUUUCCAAAAAUAUCCACUCUGAGGCAUUACACUACACGGUGGAAGGCUGAUUCCUAUUCUGUCGUCUUGAUUGCAAAUAUACUGCCAGUAGUAUGUCUGGGAACAAAGAGCAGCCAGAAAACAAUCUAUUUUUAUCACUUGGUUCUACUUUUAAGUUGCUAAACCUUUUGAACUUGUGCAAUUUAAAGAUGAACCGAGCACUAAGAAUAGCCCAGGACUCUGCAAAGCCAAGUACCAGGGAUUCCUUUGUCCCCUAUUUAAGCCUAUAGACCACUUGGAAGGCUCUUUCAGAAAUCCCAGUGGCUACAGUAAUUUGCAUGUAACUUAACCACAGAAAAUGGUUAUUUGUCUGUAACCUUAAAUGAGGCAUUUUUCAUUUGCUGACCUGUGGUGAGGCGAUGUGUCUACUGUAUUUAAACAUAUUUUGCAGGUUGGUCUCCCUGGACUGAAGAGAGGGAGAAUAGAAGUCCAAGACUAAGAUUCUCAAAAUGGUUUACUACCCAGAACUCUUGGUCUGGGUCAGUCAAGAACCAUUUCCAAACAAGCAGAUGGAGGGAAGACUUCCUAAGGGAAGACUUCCUGUCCCAAAGGAAGUGAACCGCAAGAAGGACGAGGAGAUCGAUGCUGCCUCCCUGACUCCACUGGGCAGCAGUGAACUCCGCUCCCCGAGAAUCAGUUACCUCCACUUUUUUUAAUCGUAACACCUCCAUUUGUAUUACAUAUGGUGUAUGGGUAUUGAUGAGGUCAUGGUAUCAUAUAUGGGAUUUUUUUCUGUGUAAAUCAUCAAGUAUAAGAAGAAACUAUGGGACUCUGAGCCUUGCUUUAGAGAAUUUACAGUGGACAAAUAGGUAUCAUCAAACCAGUUUUUAAUCAUUCUGACUCCAGUGAAAACGCUCAGAAUUUCACACUGUGAAUCCACGUUUACAACCCUUACAGGUGGGCCUUCAGGCCUGGUUCGCUACAACAAUGUCUUCCACAACUCAAACUCGCACCGUGCUCACACGACCGGUCCACUCCUGCCUUUUCACUCACACAGCUCCCGACUGCUUCUUGCAGAGGCUGAGAGUCCCCAUUUUUUUUUUUUCAUUUAGAUGUAACAAGCCUAGUAGUUUAUGUUCAUCAAUGGUCUGUAUAUCUCUAUAUUUUAUCCAUGUACUCUUUUGAUGUAUAGAAGUAGUUUGAAACUCAUUGUUUCCUUGUGGUAAGUGACCGAGAUGCUGCCACAGGACCUGAGACACUGAUGAAUGGUGCUAUUUUGGACUUUCAACAUGCUCCUUGGCGAGGUAGCUCUGAUGGAGUUAUUUUUUAUUUCCAUGUUCUAAGAAGGUGUUGGUACUCUGUUUCCCUGAAUGUUGUUCUCUAGACUGGAUUGACUUGUUCUCCUUGUGUCUUCAGUGUGGCUUUCUUCCUCAGUGUUGUAGGUUGAGUGGAUGCUGCCAGAGAGUGUGAGAGACUCUUGUCUCAUUGACUGGCACUCACGGACAUGCAGUCACGGUAGCGGGAGCAAUCACAAAACUGUAAUUUACUUACCAAAAUUCUUCCGGUUCGUAGCCUCGCCUGCCUGACUUAGAGAAAGAAAAGCAAUAAUUUUACAGGCAUUUCGAGGUGUCUCUUUGGGUUCUUUUCGUUUGAAAGGAUAUUUGAGAAAAAGGGCAAACUUUUUUUUUUUUUAAUUUUAAAGAUUCGGGGUACAAUCCAGGAUUAGAUAUACAAGUGGUCAUGGGGGGGGAUAUCUAAAACACUGGCGACUGAGUAGGAAUAGGAAAUUAAACUUUUUCCAAAAAUUAAGUUGGUAAAAAAUGUCUUUACAAAAUAAUACUAAUUUUUAACAAGGCAGAGCACUCUUUUUUGGUGGUUUUGAUAAGCAAGGUGUAGAUUUUACAUUUUUGUCCUUGCUCCCAAUGAAAUGGACAAACAAAAAAUAAAAUACCAUCUACUCAUGGAAUGUUGUUGUGUAAGCCAGUCUGAAAGCCCACCUUAAUUUUUAUAUAACUGUCGUUUAGCUCUUUCUUUGACAGGGCAGGCCUUGUUCUGAACUGUUCCGCUUCUGACUGUUAAACACCGAUGACGCAUGCGCUGCACUUCUUCAUUCUCUUCUCGCUCCCCCAUUGGCCUGAGUUUCUUGUGCAUUUCUCCUCUCCCUCCUUUGUUAGACUAGGUAUAUCAGCGGUGUAAAUAGAGCAAAAAAACAGUAUUCUGCAUCUGUGGCAUUUAUGUAGAGUUGCAGUUGUGUACUGCUGAAAAUGCAGGCUUUUGUAACAAUGUGAUCUUUACUGAUGCACUCAUGACAAGUACCCAAUGUAUUUUAGCUAUUUUAGUAGUAUUUGUUCAAUAAAUAUGCAAGCUGUAAGGUAA
Molecule: messenger RNA, 2393 nt
Organism: Carlito syrichta (Philippine tarsier)
Lineage: Eukaryota; Metazoa; Chordata; Mammalia; Primates; Tarsiidae
Gene: NREP
Product: neuronal regeneration related protein
Exons: 3
Coding region: 527-733 (68 amino acids)
Biological process (GO): regulation of neuron differentiation; axon regeneration; regulation of transforming growth factor beta receptor signaling pathway
Cellular component (GO): cytoplasm; nucleus
Source: RefSeq, a predicted model, not a curated record